CUCGGAGCCGAGCAGCAAGUUCGGGGAUCGGGGCCGGGAGCCGAGUGAGGCCGCAGCCCCGCGGACUGCGGGCGAAACAUCUUGGAAGAUGUAUACAAGUCAUGAAGAUAUCGGGUAUGAUUUUGAAGAUGACCCCAAGGAUAAGAAGACACUUAAGCCCCACCCAGACAUUGACGGCGGGUGGGCUUGGAUGAUGGUCCUUUCCUCUUUCCUUGUGCACAUUCUCAUCAUGGGCUCCCAGAUGGCGCUGGGCGUCCUCAAUGUGGAAUGGCUGGAAGAGUUCCAGCAGAGCCGCGGCCUGACUGCGUGGGUCAGCUCCCUGAGCAUGGGCAUGACCUUGAUUGUGGGACCUUUCAUCGGCUUGUUCAUUAACACCUGCGGGUGCCGCCGGACCGCCAUCAUCGGAGGCCUCGUCAAUUUCCUCGGCUGGGUGUUGAGCGCCUACGCCGAAAACGUGUAUUAUCUCUUUAUUACGUUCGGAGUGGCAGCUGGCCUCGGCAGCGGGAUGGCCUACCUGCCGGCUGUCGUCAUGGUGGGCAGGUAUUUUCAGAAGAGACGAGCCCUGGCCCAGGGCCUCAGCACCACGGGGACGGGAUUUGGCACGUUCCUCAUGACGGUGUUGCUGAAGUACCUGUGCGCAGAGUACGGGUGGCGCAAUGCCAUGAUCAUCCAGGGCGCCGUGUCCUUAAACCUGUGCGUGUGCGGGGCGCUCAUGCGGCCGCUGUCCCCGGGGAAGGACGCCAGCGACCCGGGAGGGAAGUCUGUGAAGUCCACGGGACAGCUGGGUGGAACCGAAGACAAGGACGGUGGGCCCGGGAAUGAGGACGCCCUGUGUGACCUCCAAGCCCCGGAGGGCCAGGGUCAAGGCCGCCAGGGGAAGAACAUGUGCGCUUUCCGGCUGCUGAAGGCCGUGAGCCAGCUGACCCUGAGAGUCAGGAGGGGCUUCGGGGACUGGUACUCGGGCUACUUCGGCACAGCCUCGCUCUUUACUAACCGGAUGUUUGUAGCCUUUAUUUUCUGGGCUCUGUUUGCAUACUGUAGCUUUGUCAUCCCCUUCAUUCACCUCCCAGAAAUAGUCAAUCUGUAUAAUUUAUCGGAGCAAAACGAUGUUUUCCCUCUGACUUCAAUUAUAGCAAUAGUCCAUAUCUUUGGAAAAGUGAUCCUGGGCAUCGUGGCCGACUUACCUUGCAUCAGCGUCUGGAAUGUCUUCCUUCUGGCCAACUUCACCUUCGUCCUCAGUAUUUUUAUUUUGCCACUGAUGCACACGUAUGUUGGCCUGGCUGUCAUCUGCGCGUUGUUAGGGUUUUCCAGUGGUUUCUUCUCCCUGAUGCCCGUGGUGACCGAAGACUUGGUGGGCAUUGAACACCUGGCCAACGCCUACGGCAUCAUCAUCUGUGCUAAUGGCAUCUCUGCGCUGCUGGGGCCGCCUUUUGCAGGGUGGAUCUACGACAUCACACAAAAAUAUGAUUUUUCCUUCUAUAUAUGUGGUUUGCUUUACAUGAUAGGAAUUCUCUUUUUACUCAUUCAACCAUGUAUUCGAAUUAUAGAACAAUCCAGAAGAAAAUACAUGGACAGUGCACAUGUUUAGUGUCAUGUAAUGUUUCGUGUCAGAUUUCAUGGUGGUCCUCAUGCCUACCUCACAUGGGUGCUGUGAGGAGCCUAUGACAUUGUGUGGGAAAGCGCUUUGUACGGUAACUGGCACUGCCAUCUGUAAAUGCCAUUGUUGUUGUUAUGUCAUCUGUAAGCAGCACUGCCUCUCUGUUUGGUGGGAAGCAAUGCUGGAAGGUAUUAAGGACUAUGUAUGUUUUAGAGAUGACAGUG
Molecule: messenger RNA, 1821 nt
Organism: Cynocephalus volans (Philippine flying lemur)
Lineage: Eukaryota; Metazoa; Chordata; Mammalia; Dermoptera; Cynocephalidae
Gene: SLC16A14
Product: solute carrier family 16 member 14
Exons: 5
Coding region: 89-1588 (499 amino acids)
Biological process (GO): transmembrane transport
Cellular component (GO): membrane
Molecular function (GO): monocarboxylic acid transmembrane transporter activity
Source: RefSeq, a predicted model, not a curated record